Messenger RNA from Brassica napus (rape), 1071 nucleotides. RefSeq lists its product as uncharacterized. Lineage: Eukaryota; Viridiplantae; Streptophyta; Magnoliopsida; Brassicales; Brassicaceae. The transcript has a single exon. Bases 1 to 1071 code for a protein of 356 amino acids. The record is from RefSeq and is a predicted model, not a curated record.
AUGCCGCAUAAUGAUUCACUCCUCAUUGAUAUUGGAAUUGGCGAAUGCAAGGUCACGAAAGUUCUCGUCGACACCGGCAGCUCAGUCGAUCUUAUCUUUCGAGAUACGCUUGACAAGAUGGGGAUCGACCUACGCGAUAUGAAGCCCUCUUCACGCACUCUCACGGGGUUCAACGGUUCCUCGGAACGGAUGAUCGGGACAAUACGUCUCCCGGUUUACGCAUGGGACGUAACCCAGACCGUUAAGUUCUCUGUUAUCCGGGCUAAGGCGCCUUACAACGCUAUCCUCGGCACCCCUUGGUUACACUUCAUGAAGGCCAUUCCCUCUACUUAUCACCAGUGUGUAAAGUUUCCCGGGAAAGACGGAACAACACAGACGAUCCGUGGAGACCAACGAGCUGCGAGGGAGCUGCUUAUCGCUGCAGUCAAAUUACAACAGUCGGUUCCUCUCGUCAACUCAGUCGCCAAACCAAUUCAUAAGAUCUAUCCCCAGAAGGAAGAAGUCCGGGAGGUCCACAUCGAUGAAGCCGAUCCGACGAAAGUCAUACGCGUUGGAGCCUUCCUCUCCGACGAGAUGCAAUCACAGGUCAUCUCCUUCCUCAGAGCAAACGCUUCGACUUUCGCAUGGAAAACUUCAGAUAUGAAGGGGAUAGACCCCAUCGUAGCGUCCCCCGAGUUGAACGUCGACCCUACGUUCAAACCUAUUCGGCAGAAAAGACAAAAGCUCGGACCUGACCGGUCUAAAGCUGUGAAUGAAGAAGUCGACAGACUUCUCGAGGCAGGCUUCAUUGCCGAGGUCCGGUAUCCAGAAUGGUUGGCCAAUCCGGUGGUAGUAAAGAAGAAAAACGGGAUGUGGCGCAUCUGUGUCGACUUCACUGAUCUAAACGAUCGUUUGGUAGAGUCGACAGCCGGUAACGAACUAUUAACCUUCAUGGAUGCCUUCUUAGGGUACAGUCAAAUCCUAAUGCAUCCGGACGACCGCGAGAAGACGGCCUUCAUAACGGACAGGGGGACUUAUUGCUAUAAAGUCAUGCCCUUCGGCUUGAAGAACGCAGGUGCGACCUACCAAUGA